Fusarium verticillioides 7600 is the source of this 828-nucleotide messenger RNA. RefSeq lists its product as hypothetical. The transcript has a single exon. The coding region runs from base 1 to 828 and encodes 275 amino acids. NCBI's taxonomy places the organism in Eukaryota, Fungi, Ascomycota, Sordariomycetes, Hypocreales, Nectriaceae. The record is from RefSeq and is a predicted model, not a curated record. Gene Ontology annotation, molecular function: catalytic activity.
AUGGCAUUUGUUUCCACCACUAAGCGUAUCCCGCUCCAUGACAAUGUCUGUAUUCAUGUCGAGCAGUCAUCUCCUUCGCGACAGCCUCAAGACCAUCCAACCAUUAUCUUUCUCCAUUUCUGGGGAGGAUCUUCCAAAACAUGGUCACCCGUCAAUGGCUUAAUCGCGUUAUCCUUCCCAACUGUCCGGCUCGACUUUCGCGGGUGGGGUAGCUCUACUGGCCCUACAGAUGAGACCGAGUACUCCAUCCUCAAACUCGCCCAAGAUGUUGAACAGGUCAUUGAGCAACUCGAACUGCACAAAUACAUCAUCGUCGGCCAUUCAAUGGGGGCCAAGGUCGCUCAAGCUAUUGCAGGACGAAAGCUUGUUAGCGGGCUUGCAGGUCUAGUCCUACUUUGUCCAGCGCCACCUACGCCCUUGAUGUUGCCUGAGGAGAUGCGGGAUCAACAAAUCAGCGCCUACAACAACACGCAGAACGCUGAGUUUGUUGCCCGGAACGUCCUCACAGCGAAGCCGUUGCCUGAUGGUACUAUCGAGGGGAUUGUGGAGGAUAUGCUAAAGGGCAAUCCAUCUGCUAAAGCAGCAUGGCCAAGAUAUGCUAUGAUUGAAGACAUUCAAGAGCUAUGCAAGAGGAUCUCCAUCCCUUCAAUUGUCGUCGCUGGAGCCAAAGAUCAAGUUGAACCUGUGGCACGUGUCAAGGCUGAGGUUGGUGGUAACAUUUCUGUCGCCGAGUUUCUUGUGCUGGAUAAAGUUGGACAUCUGGCCCCACUGGAGGCACCGAAGGAGGUCGCAGAGAUCAUAUAUAACUUUGUGUCAAGUAAUAUCUAG